Messenger RNA from Beta vulgaris subsp. vulgaris (sugar beet), 2360 nucleotides. RefSeq names its product iron-sulfur assembly protein IscA-like 1, mitochondrial. The transcript is spliced from 3 exons. Gene Ontology annotation, cellular component: mitochondrion; cytoplasm. Gene Ontology annotation, biological process: iron-sulfur cluster assembly. Gene Ontology annotation, molecular function: 2 iron, 2 sulfur cluster binding. NCBI's taxonomy places the organism in Eukaryota, Viridiplantae, Streptophyta, Magnoliopsida, Caryophyllales, Amaranthaceae. The record is from RefSeq and is a predicted model, not a curated record. Bases 640 to 1968 code for a protein of 442 amino acids.
GCGCCAAGCCCUCAGCUUAACCGACGCCGCCGCAAGCCGUAUAAAGCAGCUUCUCCAACAACGACAGCGUUCUUUUCUUCGGCUCGGCGUCAAAGCUCGCGGCUGCAACGGCUUGUCCUACACCCUCAACUACGCCGCUGCUUUUAGAAACUCAAGAUAUGCAAAAAGAAAGAAAAAGAAGAAGGAUAUAGUGAAAGAAACAAAGGCUAAAUGGAGAAUGAGAGAAAUUGUUUCAUGCUGCUCAACCUUUUCUAUGAGUUUGUGCUCAUAUGUGUAGAGAUACUCUCUUCGUCUUUUUAGUUGUUUCACAUUGAUCUUGCAUUAUUCGCAUUAACACAUCCUGGUUAUAUUGUUUUAGUAAUAUAUAAAAACAAAUGUGAUGAUGUAAAAUAUUGUAUUUAUUAUUUUAAUGUUAGGCCCUUAUAUAUUGUUUAGUGGGUAUAUAUUUUGUUUGGGCUAUUGUCAAUUAGGGCCCUAAAUUGUUUAUACUAGGUUGUAUAUAUACUUUACUCACAUGAUCAAUGAAAACCAAGGAAGAUUAUUUCCUAACAUGGUAUCGGAGCCUAAAACAAACCCUAAAAUCUGAUUUUUUUUUUUUUUUUUUUCUUAAUUCUCUCAUAAACGUUCGAUCGCUCAACAAUGGGGGAUGAAGAAAAAAUUGCUAUGUCUUCUCCGUUUUACCUUGGCGCGGGAGACCAACCCGGAAACUUGAUCACUCACGUGGUUUUGAAGGGAGAUAAUUAUUUGGCAUGGUCUAGGGCAAUUACAUUGUCUCUACGAUCUCGAAGAAAAUUUGGAUUCGUCGAUGGUACGAUUACCAAACCGACUGAAAAGAAGAAAAUACUUGAUUGGGAGACGGUCAAUUCGAUGCUCGUUUCUUGGAUACUACGAUCUAUGGACCCUAAAUUAGCGGCGUCAAUGCCCUAUUUUGAUGAGGCUAAACGCCUAUGGGAUUAUUUGGAGAAACAGUUCUGCAUCUUCAAUGGUCCACGUCUUCGACAAUUAAGAUCGAAGAUCACUGAUUGCAAGCAAACGAAGGGGAUGACGGUAGAGGACUACUACAACACGCUCAUGGCUUUGUUUGAUGACCUCACGAGACUCAAACCUCCUCAUGGCUGUGAGUGUGGCCUGUGUACGUGUAAUGUAGCGGGAAAAUACGCUGCAGACAGGGAAGAAGAAAUCCUCCACCAAUUUCUGAUUGGUAUAGACGAUGAUGUGUAUGCGGCUGUGCGUACGAACUUGCUAUCCCAGCAGCCUUCUCCUGAUUUAAACCGCGCUUAUCAGGCUCUUCUUCAAGAAGAGGAGUCGCGUGGCAUUGCUAAAGGGAAGGCUGAUAAAGAAGCCGUGAAGGAUGCCCAUGCCUUUGCUGUUUCAACUGCUCGACCGAAGGGUUUUCCGGAUCGUCGAGAUGAAACAAAAUUGUUCUGCGCUCAUUGCAAGAAUACAGGACACGACUAUGAAGGCUGUUUUGUUCUUCACGGCUACCCCGACUGGUGGUAUGAAUUGAAGCGUGGGAAGCCUGCUGCUGCUGGUACGAGUGCAGCGCGUUCCUCCUCGAAGCCUGCUGCUGGGGCUGCUGCUGCAUCCUCUGAUACGGGGUCAGGGAAGUCUGCUACAGGUGCUGUAGCUCGUGCCAAUGCUGUCCAUUCCACUACGGCUUUGGCAGCUUCUGGAAGUAGUGACAAUGUGUCCCUUGCUGACUUAAAACCCGAAGAUAUUCGGGUUUUACUGAACAUGGUCAAUCAUCAGCAACAAGAUCGCUUGAUAGGUGAGUCUUUGUCCAGGUCUUGGAUUAUAGACACGGGAGCGUCUCAUCAUGUCACGGGUGAUGUUUCUUGCUUGGUGGAUAUUAUUUCGAUUUCUCCAUGCCCCGUCGGCCUUCCUAAUGGUGAUCAAGCCGUGGCAGUGCAAGAAGGGCGUGUCUUUUUGGAUGGACCAACGAUCGGGGAGCCUGAUUGGAGCCGGUGAACGGAAGGAGGGACUCUACUAUUUAGUAUUUACGGCGACUUCCAACAGUAUGUGCGAUUCAAGUGUCCGAGAUUUCUGUCUUUGAGCUAUGGCAUCGUCGUCUUGGUCAUCCGUCGGAUAGAGUAGUCAAGUUAGUUCCUGCUGUUCAAACCAGUAUUACUAAAAAAUUACAUAAAGCUUGUCGUGUGUGUCCACAAGCCAAACAAUCUAGGAAUCCUUUUCCUACUAGUGAUAGUAAAGCUAGUCGUAUUUUUGAAUUAAUACACUGUGAUUUAUGGGGCUCGUAUAGAACCCCUUUUACUUGUGGUGCUCAUUAUUUUUUGACAUUGGUUGGUGAUUAUUCCCGUGGUGUUUGGGUUUAUUUGUUGAAUUCAAAAACUGAAGUUUCUUCU